GGGUCCUGGAGCCGAACUGAGGAGCCCUGGGGAGCCUCAAAGUUUGUGUCUGGAGGAGUAGCGGAGAGUAGGCUUAUUGCGAAGGGAUUUUCUUGGCAUGAGAGCUGCUCUCCUGCCUUCCUUUUGGAUGCGCGCCGUGCUUUAACCCCCGCAGCCUUCAGCCGGAUCCCUGGACGGCCUGUCUCCCCCGGCACUUCUCAGACUUCCGAGGACCCCGGACAGGAGCCCUGAGCACUCCUCCGUCGGGCAGAGCAGAGAACGUUUUUUCCUAAGUGCAUAAGCUUCACGCACACGCGCACACACGCACACACGCCCCGCGGAGCCGGACCUUACCCUCCGAGGCGGCUCUGCCCGCUCCCCUGCUGCCCUCAGCAUCCUCGGCCCAGCGUCCUUCGGACCAGCAUGGAGGUGCUGGAGAGCGGGGAGCAGAGCGUCCUGCAGUGGGACCGCAAGCUGAGCGAGCUGUCAGAGCCCGGGGAAACCGAGGCUCUAAUGUACCCUACGCACUUCUCAGAACUCCUGGAUGAGUUUUCCCAGAACGUGCUGGGUCAGCUCCUGAAUGACCCUUUCCUCUCCGAGAAGAGCGUGUCGAUGGAGGUGGAGCCGAGCCCGACAUCCCCCGCGCCUCUCAUCCAGGCCGAGCACAGCUACUCCCUGUGUGAGGAGCCUCGGGCCCAGUCACCGUUCGCCCACGUUACCUCCGGUGACAGCGUCAAUGACGAUGAAGUGGAAAGUGAGAAAUGGUACCUGUCCACAGACUUUCCAUCAACCACCAUCAAGACAGAGCCGAUUACAGAGGAGCCGCCCCCAGGACUUGUUCCCUCCGUCACUCUGACCAUCACAGCCAUCUCCACCCCUUUUGAGAAGGAGGAACCCCCGCUGGCAAUGAAUACUGGGGUUGAUUCCUCGUGCCAGACCAUUAUACCUAAGAUCAAGCUGGAGCCCCAUGAAGUGGAUCAGUUCCUCAACUUCUCUCCGAAAGAAGCCUCCGUGGAGCACCUGCACUUACCCCCCACCCCUCCCAGCAGCCACAGCAGCGACUCGGAGGGCAGCCUGAGCCCCAAUCCUCGCCUGCACCCCUUCGGCCUGCCGCAGACCCACAGCCCUGCCAGAGCCGUGGCGCGGGCCCCCUCGGCCCUGUCCAGCUCCCCUCUCCUCACGGCCCCUCACAAACUGCAAGGGUCAGGUCCACUGGUCCUGACAGAAGAGGAGAAGAGGACCCUGAUCGCCGAGGGCUAUCCCAUCCCCACCAAAUUGCCUCUAACAAAAUCAGAGGAGAAGGCUUUGAAGAAGAUUCGGAGGAAAAUCAAGAACAAGAUUUCUGCCCAGGAAAGUAGGAGAAAGAAGAAAGAAUACAUGGACAGCUUGGAGAAAAAGGUGGAGUCUUGUUCAACUGAGAACUUGGAGCUUCGGAAGAAGGUAGAGGUUCUGGAGAACACCAAUAGAACUCUCCUGCAGCAACUACAAAAACUUCAGACUUUGGUGAUGGGCAAGGUUUCACGCACCUGCAAGUUGGCAGGCACACAGACGGGCACAUGCCUCAUGGUGGUUGUGCUAUGCUUUGCUGUUGCAUUCGGCAGCUUCCUUCAGGGCUACGGGCCCUAUCCUUCUGCCACCAAGAUGGCCCUGCCCAGCCAGCAUUCUCUGCAGGAGCCGUAUACAGCCUCUGUCGUGAGAUCCAGAAAUCUGCUGAUCUACGAGGAACAUUCCCCGCUGGAAGAGCCGUCCAGCCCAGCCUCAGCUGGGGAGCUUGGGCACUGGGACCGAGGAUCCUCUCUGCUCAGGGCAUCGGGCCUGGAGAGCAGGCCUGAAGUGGAUCUUCCCCAUUUCAUUAUCUCCAAUGAGACCAGCCUGGAGAAAUCCAUGCUGUUGGAGCUACAGCAACACUUGGUCAACGCCAAACUGGAGGGGAACGAGACACUAAAAGUUGUAGAACUCGACAGAAGAGUGAACGCCACUUUCUAAAGAGGCUGUCCACCUCCUUUUUUCUCUUCACUCACUCUGCUUUCCUGUCCCCAAACCACCUUUGUCAUAAGCUUUUCCUUUUUUGCCUUUGAUCUGGACGAAGACAUGGGCGAGCCAUCAUGGCUUUGGAUGGGAGGACAGCCUGGGGUUUCCACCUGUGGUGAGAGACCACCUUCCCUCCAUCCCAUGCCCCCCCGAUGAGGGAGCCCGGCCGGCAUCCCUCCGUCCCUCCUAUUUACCGCCAUAGGAAAUUGUUCCAGGGUUGGGGCUGGAAUAAGCAGGCCCAUUUCUACCAAUAGUGCCAAAAAGAUACUGCCUGAUUUUCACUAUGGGAUGUGACCAUCUCUUUGGAGAAGAGAUGACUCUUGUUCAUGUGAGACCCCAGACUCUAGCCUUGAAAAUUCCAGGAUGCCUGUUGGGAUCUGGCAAAGCUCUGACUGACAUCCUGCCUUCCUCAGCCUUGGUCUCUGGUGUGUCUGCACCCUGACAGCCCCGGAAGUUCCAGCGCCUUCAGUGAGCACCCCAGCCACUCUGCCCCAUCAGAGCCCUUGCAGAUCGUCCUCCCCGCACUGGAGCGAGGGCUCUCCCGUCCCCAUUCUCAGGCCGCAAGUGCAAUGCCUGAAAGAAUCAGGCUUUUCUACUCCAGGCGAACCUGCCCCGUCUUGUUGCUUGUAGGGUAUCCCCAUCACUGGCGUCCCGCAUACCCCUAGGCCUGCCUCCCCGGCUUCUCCUCCCCAUUUGUAAAUAGUAUUUAUUAGCUCGCUGAGGCUUCCCUGCUAGCAACCACACUGAAAAGAUCCAAUGUCUCCCUCCAAACUGGUCUUUGGAGCUAGCUAGGAGGGCACCCGAGCUCUGGGAUUCCCCAAUCCUCCAGGUGGUGUUUUUUGGUUUUUGUUUUUUCCCAUGUUCUGCUUCUUCUUCCUCUUCCUCCUUCUUCCACUGGAGGCUUCUAAUUAUAAUCGGGAAAUCCCCUUAAGCUUGUGUCCUCCUGCAGAAUGAAGUCAGAGGGAAAGAUGGAGUAAUGCCUUAAUCAGGUCUGUGGCUCUGUGGUCAGAGGCUUUUUCUGUCCUGUUCCCAUAAGAGAAGGGAGUCCUUGUCCUUGACAACAGGCGUUUCAGACAACCUUGCUGGCUUGCCUUUCCAUGCCUGCUCCUAGCGCCUCGCCACACCCAACCCCCACCACCCACUUCUGCUUUACCCUCCUCUUCUGCCUCAACACAAGGGGUGGGCCUGAGGCCUGGGGUCGGAGUAGGUGACAUUUGUGUAUCCAUAGUCUUACCUUUUAUAGUCAGGUUUGGCUACUUUGCAGCUUACCCAAAGAGAUACAACCUAAACCCCCCUGACCUACUUUUUUUUUUGUCUGUUUGUUUAAUGAUUAAAAGUAACUUUUGUAGUUGAAAAAAUUCUUUCCUCUUUCAUACAAAUAAGAAAUGGAAAUUGCCUUUUUAUUGUAUAAUGUAGAAGAUCCCCUUUAAGUGUUUUUCCCUAGCUUGGGAGAGAUUUUGUUUAAGAAAUCUGCUUGCAUUUUGUAUUUUAUUUUUAGUAGUAGCUGAAGGACCUUUAGCUUUAACUCCUCUCUCUGUCUGUCUCUGUUUCUCUCUCUUUGUGGUCUACACUGUCAUUGAAACCUGCACUUACAAGGGAUUAAGCCCAUGCCUGGGCCUUUCAUUCCAUAUUGGAUGCAGGACUUGCUGUCAUUAGCAUUUUUCCAUCUUACCUCAUAAGCAGAUCCCUGUUCUGUCUGCCUACGUACAUCUGGGGCUCCCUGUGAGUGAUUCCUCUCUCUCUCUCUCUCUCUCUCUCUCUGCUAUGGUGGAAAGUUCCGGACCAGGAGAUGUCAAGGGUGUCUUCUCAGUCAUGUGUAAAGCUGGAUUGGGGCUGUUGUCCACAGUCUCAGGGUCCCCUGUGUUGGGGAGGGAGAGCAGAGGCUGUGUGAGCUGUGGAGGAAGAGGGCUUACUAAUGUGCCCCCUCCCCUUGCUUCUCUGCUCUCCAUUCCUUCCUUCCCUUCCGGCUCUAGAUCUUCCUGGGCCUGGCUGGCAGCAGGUAGUCAUGGGCCACUGCUGACCCAUCCCUCUCUUUAAAAUGCCUUGUAAUUAUAAGGCAAGGGCACCAAUGGGGGCCUAAAAAGGUAAAAAGAAGGAACUCAAGUAGUAUUCGGUCAACGAGAAAGGAAAGGUCUUAUAUUGGGGGCAGAAGUGUGAGCAUGGGUCAGCCGAAAGACCUGCUGCGGUGGAACCAGAUCAGCUUUUGAAGCCUCCUGGAUUAGCCAGGGUGGGAAACCCACUCUCCUGACUGAGGCAGGAGAAGGGACAGGCCAGCAAAUGUCCGGUACCUCCCCUUAGUACCUUGAGGAUUUUAUUUUCUCCCUAGCUACCCUUGCUUGUCAUCCCCCUCUCCAGACCUCCACACAGCAGGCCGUUUCCUCUGGGAAACGGAGAACUGAAGCUGUAUCUGGAAACAGGAGACAUCGGCCUGGGAGCUCCAAUGGCCACGUUAAAGGGGGUUCCAAGAACCAACCUUGCCGCUGUUUUGAGCACAGCCUUUGCCCUCCACUCCCUACUUGGACACGUCAAGGGAAUGAAACACUUAUCCCUUUAGGAGGAUGCCAGGGGGUCGAGAAGACACAAAAGAGUCGGAUAAUGCCAAGUGAUGAAGGGAUGUGUGCUCCUUUGCUGUUCUGGGGUUAAGCCCCGGUAUCGGUGGUUUUGCUCCCCGCAGAGAGCAGUCCCAUACCUCUGUCGGUAAUGCCUGGUUAACCCUGAAGAUUUCAAAGAGAGGCAGACGUUGGCUUCCGAACUUGAGUUUUGAAAUCUGUGAGACUGUUAGCAUCCCCAUAAACCAUAAAUGAUAAAUAGGCUACUCAUAAGUACAUUAAUUCUGUUUUUCGUCAGGUAAACAGCGUUUCCUCUUCCUUCUCCUUGAUUCCCCUGGUGUAGGAGAUGUCUUGCAAACGUGCCGAGAACAAGCGCUUUCUCACUGGCUGAGCCCCGAGUGACCCAGGCACCCCCCAGCUUGGCCCUUUCCACAGCUCUUAACUCUGUGCUUAGAAAAGGAUACUGGAGACGAAAGGCCUCGGUGCCCAUUUAAGAAAGAAUUCCUGUGAAGUGUUAGGACUCUGGAGCCUUGGUCACAUCAAGAGAGUGUUAUGUAAAAAUCUGACAGCUGAACUAGGUUGCUUCUUUUGGUGGGGCGGGGAGAGAGUUGACAUCAGCUUAGGCAAAAUGAGAUCACCUUUUUGUUAAUAAAAAUGAUUUUGAUUUGGAGAACUAAUCUGUGGGUUGUGAGAGCAGCUUUUAGCUCAACUUAUUUACAAACCAACUAUCAUUCCCAUGUUUUUUUCCCUCCUCUCAAUCUCUCCGUUUAGCCUGAAUGCCAAAAGAGGGCGUGAAUGUCAGAUGCCUGUAGAAGGGGGGAGUGUUGAAGUGAUUCAGCUUCAUGAGAGCAGUGAGACCCUGUCCAGAAUUUUGGUCACAUGUGAGUCAUUAAAAUUUUUCAACACUUCAUGGCCUCUUUCUUCCACGGCCUCAGACCAAGAAAACCACAGAGCGAGCAUCAGAGGCCUCUUGGGGCCAGCUCUUGAGCCCUCAUCCUGUGGGGCACGUCCUCGAGCCUGACCACCAAAUGGAGACAUCCCACUCUAGAUGGAGGAAAUGAACCCUCCAUGCCGGUCUUGCUCACGUGGGGGAAACUGGAGAUGAAGGAGGAGGCUUUUGGCCUCCCCCUGGUCUGCAUGAGUCACAACUUGGGUUCCGUCGAAUGCAACCUUUGCAAAACCUUUAUUAAAGACCCCGGCUCUCCUGCUUGAAGUGCUGACAGGACCUGUGAAACCAUUAGCAGGUAGUGCUCUAGUGAGAGCCAUUUCAUUGGAAUGUUGAGACAAUUCGGGGCCAUGUGAUAGUGUGAGCCCCUCUGGGAGGCCAGUUAUAGAAGCCAGUGGGAGGCUGUGAAGGAGCCAGAGAUGGAUUUCAGGUUUCCCAGUCAGUCAGUCCAUCAGUCCGUCAGUCCAUCAGUCCAUCAGUCAGUCCUCAGGCUUUUCAGUUUUACGGAGGCAGAGUUCUGCAUGGAGCCCUAGGGAUUGUUGGGGAGUCAGGGGUCUGAGGAGUUUUCAUUAAUCAAUAGCUGUUCAAAAGACAAAAGCGCUAGGCCUCUCUCUCUCUCCUUUCUGACACAUGCACAAAUGUCCCCCUUGUCUCCAGCACUCAUCUGCCUUAAAUGUGCCUUAUAUACAUCCGCCAGGAUGACUGAAGACUCCUCGGUCCCUGGGAGAUGUUAUGGAUAGCCUUGUGGUAUUAGGCUGAAGCAAGUGUGGGGAAAGAGCCUUUUUCCAGGGGCUCAAAAGUGGUUUCCUCAAAAUGAACCACGAUCAGAUUUGCACAUCAGGAGAAAAGAAACGCUGUUUUGUCCAUUAGGAAAAUCCCAUUUUGUAGAGCUGCAGUCACAUCAGAAACCGGCCAGCCUGGAUUAAAGUUAUCAUCAAUCCUCACAGCAGAACAUUUUCUCAGGGCCAAGGAACCUGGCCCAUUCGAGGAUUAAUGUUCCGCCUCUCUGUGGCCAAAGAUCCCACGCUUAGCACAGGAAAAAUCUAGGUGUUGUUUCAAGUUGUCACUUUGGGCAUUGUAAUUCAGGAAUGCUUUAUUUUUGUCUUGGUUUGGAGAAGGAGAAGAAAUACUAUUUCUUGAGCACCUUUUAGGUACUGGGUACUGUGCUUAAUACAUUGAGGCUUUCCAUUUUAUAGAGAAAACAGGGCAACUCGUUACCAGGAGACAGGUAGACCACUAAGAGAUGUGGAAAGUACAGUAUGUGGAUUCGGUUAGGCAGAUUCCUCUCUGGGAACCUGUAAGGUUGUCCGGUCCCUGUGCUGGGGCCACUGUGUAGCAUUCAGCUCUUUGCUUUCUGCUGGAGGUACUCACCCGACGCUCAUGUCCUGUCUUGUUCAUCUAGUCGCCUGUGAAUUCCAACUAGCAGGCUUUACAUCCUGGAAAAGAAAAACCAGGGAUUUUCGCUCCUGUUCUUUGCUCACCAGCUAAGUGAGAACAUAAACUUUCUGCACCACGGACCCAUGGCCCGCCCUGCUUAGAGCCUCGCCCUUGCAGAGAAAAUGCUUUAUGAGUCUAUGGAAAGCACCAGUACACCUUGACGAAUCGUGAGGGACCCUACUGAAACAAUGCUAAGCAGACUCUAGACUGUCAUCUCCCGUGAGCUUUAAUGGCCAUGCGGACAGGCUGAACUUUCUACUCUCUUGUAAUAGUUCUGUAGGCCAACAGUGUUUAAGUCUAGACAGAUUGUGAGUCUAUUAUCUGUCAUAUUGUGCUGUUUUUUUUUUUAAUGGCUUUUUAGUCUUUAUCAUAGCUAAGUAAAUACCAAGAAUAAAAAAAAGCUUUGUAGGAUACUUGUACUUAGUUUGGGGGGAGAAAAUGAACUGAAAAAUUGUUACGCUUUUGGUGUAUUUCCAUUUCUUGCGAAUAAAAAUAUUUUUUCUUAAUUAGUAA
This is a messenger RNA of Neogale vison (American mink), 7455 nucleotides long. RefSeq names its product cAMP responsive element binding protein 3 like 2 (gene CREB3L2). NCBI's taxonomy places the organism in Eukaryota, Metazoa, Chordata, Mammalia, Carnivora, Mustelidae. The record is from RefSeq and is a predicted model, not a curated record. Gene Ontology annotation, biological process: regulation of transcription by RNA polymerase II. Gene Ontology annotation, molecular function: cAMP response element binding; DNA-binding transcription factor activity, RNA polymerase II-specific. Bases 403 to 1965 code for a protein of 520 amino acids. The transcript has 12 exons.